CUUUUUUUUUUUUGGUACAAAUGUUACUUUUGUGUAUGCUUUACGAUAUAAGUUAAUGACUUUAAGACUUUCUCUAUAAAUAAAAAAAAAUUUGGAGACAAAGUGUGAACCUUUGAAUACUAAUAAUAAUCUAGUAGUGUGAAUACAUGUGUUUUGAACUUUGUUCACGAACUAUUGUCUGAAAAAAUAAAGUAUUGGCAUGUGUCACGAGCAGAUGACACACGGUCUCGCCACCGUGAAAGAGUCGGCAAGAUGGGCAUUGACUUCGGAGCACAUUUGAGCUAUAAAGGCCCAUGAAAAUCGGCCCACCGACUUACCUAAUUAGAUGGACCUACCAGAUUCUUCAAUGCAUCAAAGCCGUCCAUCUUAAGAAAAUACACUCUAACCACUCCAGAUCUCAUAACUAAACCAAACACAGCAAUGGAACAAAAAGUUUGGUCAGAAUUAAUAAUGUCUGCUUCUACUUACCAAGUUACCAACUUUUUUCAUUCAUAUAUACAAACAAAAUCUAUAGUUAUUUUAGCUAUUAAUAAAUUCGAACCAAUUGAUGGUGACUAGUAAACAAAUUUGAUUUUAAAGUUUUUUUAUGUGUCGUUACUAUUGUAUCACUGGUAAACACAAAUAAAUAAUCCUUGACCAAAAAGACAAAAGAUUAAGACGGAAAAAUCGAUAAAAAGUAAAAUGUGGGGCCAUCCUACAUUGAUUUCUCCAAAACAUUUCUUUCUUUAGUCCUUUUUUGAAAAUUAAAAAAAAUCUUUUUUUUUCCUUGCUUCUUUUUAAAUGAAAAUGUUUAAAAGAAAGGAAGAGAAGGGUCUUGGAAACUUCAUGGAAAAUCAACACCAGCUUUGCAUUAACUACACAAAGCACCUAUAAGUACAAUCACGAGCCGAGAAAACAAAAGUAACAAGAAACAUUAAAAUACAUACAGAGCUCACGAGAUUCAAGCAAUGGCAAACAUCUUCCUCAUCGCCAGUGGAUCAAGAUCAAGAACAAGAAGAGAAAUUAAAUCAAAGAACCCGGAAGGAAAGAGAUCAAACUCCAAUCCCAAUUCAAACUCAGACAAUAACUUCUCAUGCAAGAAGCACACGAAACACAGACAGUCUCCUGGAGUAUGUUCCCUAUGUCUCACCGAGAGGCUCUCUAAGGUAGAGUAUUACGACUACACCAAGAACGCAGCUCAAACGGCGUCGUCUCACUGCUCAUCAACAGCAUCAUCUUCCACAUCGGUCUCAUCUUGUUACUCAUCUUCUUCGGUCUCUUCUUGUUCGUCUCCAUUGCAAUAUCGGUACAAAGAGAAGAAGAAGGAUGGGAAGAAACACAGCUUGUUCAGAUUACUGCUUGGAUCCAUAGUAGAUUAGAUUUUUUAAUUUAUUUUCAAAGUUUUUUAUUCAUACUACGAGUAUAUUCCUUUUGUGUAUUCAUUCUUGGUCAGAGAAUCAGUGAAGUUGCAUAAGAUUAUAACCAAAAAAUUGGAUUUUAAUAUUUUAAAUCUUGAUGUCCAUGACCCAAUAAAGGAAGUUCAAAAUUACACAUCUUUUUCUAAUGCUAAUUUAUUAUGAAGUUAUAGUUGUUAAAAAAUUUACAUAAACAAUUUUACAACCAAUAAU
Molecule: messenger RNA, 1607 nt
Organism: Brassica rapa (field mustard)
Lineage: Eukaryota; Viridiplantae; Streptophyta; Magnoliopsida; Brassicales; Brassicaceae
Source: RefSeq, a predicted model, not a curated record